AUGUUGGACGAUUUACUAUCUAGCAGUUAUGGACGGUAUAAGCACGACACUAACGUGUUUGUGACAUGGCUUGGUCGCACAGCUCAGGCUUGCGGCUACAAACCCAAUGCACACGACAGUCGUGACGCCACAUCCGUCAAAUACUCUGUCUCGACAAAGGAGUUAGGUGCUCAGAUUGAUGCCAUAUCACGGUCCAGCGUCAAGAUCCCGAUGCCGGAUACCAUCAAGAUUUACCUCACACUAGCCAUUGAAGCACGCCAACGAUGCUCAGACUGGUAUGAGAGCACUUCCCCUCAAUAUGUCGCCGAAGCGUAUGACCAAGACGGACAUCGAUUCUUCAUCAAAGUCCUGCAGGAUGCCCUCACCAGAUUGGGGGGUGGAGAUACUAGAGAUACAGCAGAUAAGCCUACUAUCAAGAAUUGCUCCGGCAAAUAUAAGAACAUCACGCAAACAAGUAAUCGGUUCUCUCAUCUGAGUGUAGAUGAUGUGGACGAUUCAUCUCAAUUUUCUCAAAUUGAUGCUGCUCGAGAUUCUAGCAAGAAAAAGUCAGACCCUAAGCCAAUUGACGCAUUUGAACUGGAAAGAGGGAAUUUAUUAGAGAAAGCAUUUGCGUUAUUCUGCUUCUUCGAAGACAUGAACCGUAUCCACAAGAAGCUUAAAGAGACAUGGAAGCAAUGCGCUUCUGGUAGCGUCGAUCUACUUACAGCGACGGUCGUGACGAAUGCGUCAGUUUGCACCAUUCGCAAGGCAGAGAAAGAAUUGUGUUCGACUUUUUUUCCCCAUAUAUCCGACGAUGACUGCUACGCAGAAUUAGCAGGCAUGAUGAUUAUGAUGCAUAACAUCACCAAGGGAAUAGAUCCGAUGACAGGCCCCGGAGUGGAUGUAACACCUUCUGACGGAUUUAUCUUCCUACCAACUGCUCGCAUCAUGCUCAAAUUCAUUCUUCUGGCAGAUAAUACCAAGACCUGGCCGCCUCCCAUUGUACCCCUCAAAUACAAUUACGUCAAUAACGAACACAAGAUAGACAUGCCAGAGCAUAAAAAGUUACAACACGACGACCAGAUGUUAACCCAAUUACUGAUGGAUCUAGAAUUACCAGACAAGAUUGUGGAGAUUACGAGUCUACCAAACCUGCCAUCACGGUUCACCACCGACUAUUUCCGUGAGCUUGCGCCUUUAGUGAGCGAUGUAUGCCUAACAACAUUGAGACCGGUCUGGACGGAGAAGAAAUUAAGCGUGGCAGCUGUCCUCAUUGCACAGACUCUACUGGACAUUUUCGACACAUGCGACGACUUAUCUAAGUUUCGGAAGCAAGUUAGAUGUACAAAUGCAUAUACCUGCGACUCAUUGAAUCUUAAAAAACUUCCGGACGGCUUUAUAAUAACGGUUGGUAAUCUGAGCUGGCCCCCAUCGAUUGAUGAAGCAUUAUACACUAUAUACAAGAUGCAACAGCACGUCGAGAUCCUAGGUCUAGCAACUAUAAAGCAUCUCAUAUCGCAGAUAAGCGAGGUUCCCAGGUUCCACACCCGGACAUCCGUACCAGACGAGUUCAAGUGGAUACUAGAGCAAAACCCAGACCUAAAGAAAGACGCGGCUUAUGAUAGCAUGAAGAUAAACUUCAUUAGGCCUGCUAAAGACGAUAACUUCGCGAUCAUUCAUAACCCAUCGCAGUCAGGAAGCUUUCUCCUGAAGCUAUUGAUAUCAUACCAAGAAGUCGGUCUAGGCCUAGCCAAUUGGCACAUGAGUAUCUUCGGUGUUGCGCACAUCUACAACGCGCUGAGACAACUCAAGAUGCUGGAUAUAGAGUGGCCGGUGAUGGAACGUAUAAUCGAGUUGCACAAGGGGGCACUGUUCGCGGAUGCGAUUCCAACGACCACGAAGGACAUGAAUGAUCGUAUUAAUUAUAGGCUCAAUCAGCCGAGAAAACGCAAAGACGCGUGGAAGUUCCAGGAACCUCACCAGACCAACAUGCUUAGAUCGAUGUUGGAUUCAGAUCGAUCUAUUGAUCAUAUCUUGUGGGAUAUAGAACAACAGACGGAACCGAAGAUAGACAAGCAAGGAUCAAGCCAGCGCCAGCGCCAGAAGCAGAAACUCUACCCUGAAGAUUUCAUCGACAAGGUACAAGAGGUAACAUCGAAAACCUUGAACGACAUGGCGAUAGACUAUGUCCGCCUCACAAAGCACUGCAGGCGACUACUUGAAGAUUUCCAGAGAAUGUGGGCUAUUCAGAUCCACGUAAAACCCCCGGCGAUUAGGAUCAAGCUUUCGGGGUCUCACGAAAAAAAGUUCGCCAGGUCCCAUCCGCACAUUCUUACUUGUCUCAACGCUUUGGAGGAGGCUAAGAGAGUUCGAGAUUUGGGUCAGUAUAGCUACGACCCAGGCGACGGCGACGUCAAGGGCAAGAAGGGGUUUAUCAAAGACACUAAGGAUCCCGACCGACACGGCGUGGGAUUACUAGUUGCGAGCAAGGUCUUCAGGAUGUCCUUACUCAAAGAAAAAAACGACUUCCGCUUCCCUCUAACGAUGGAGGAUAUCAGCGACUUCGUGGAGCCCGAAGAGCCGCACAAAAAUGCGCCGGACGUCUUAUAUCAACUCCACCACAUGGAAACCGCCGAGGAAUUACGUAAAUUGUUUUCGAGCACGACAUACGUGAUCGUCAACUUCUUCGCGGACUUCGAUAAGACGCACUCCGAACUGGCACCGAAGUUAGUAGACAUAUCAUACCAGAAAAGCAUUCCCGGAAUCCUAGCUUUCGCGCGCCUAAACAAGGCCGACGUUCCGGAGCUGGUGAAGGAGUACUGUAACGGCGACAUGAGAUGGCAGACGUUUGCCUUCUUCAAGGAUGGGAAGCAAGUUAAGGUGAACGGAAAUAGCACUGUGCUAGGAUCAGAAGAGAAGGUCUUAUACGAGGCGAUCAUGAAGUUGAGAGGACUGGCGAAGGCCAAGAUGAUUGAGCAGGGCAGGAAGGAUGAGAAUCCGUUCCCGGAGCGCCUUAGGGAGUUUUAUUCCACCCGUGGCCGGAUGUUAAUUCCCCCAGAAUUAACUUCAGCCUGUAGAUUCUAGGCGCAUCCGACUAUAUGAUGCUGAAUAGUUGACUUCGUGAUCCGGACGUUAAUUUCUUUUUAUCGCAUGUGACUAUGUAUGUCUGAAAGAAUAGGGGCAGUAAAAGGGGUUUAUGAACCAGGGUUAGGUAAGCAGAAACCCCGCGCCCAUGCCCAGUGCGUGAUUAGAUAAGCAAUUUCUCCGUGCUG
Molecule: messenger RNA, 3251 nt
Organism: Annulohypoxylon maeteangense
Lineage: Eukaryota; Fungi; Ascomycota; Sordariomycetes; Xylariales; Hypoxylaceae
Exons: 4
Coding region: 1-3063 (1020 amino acids)
Source: RefSeq, a predicted model, not a curated record